Molecule: messenger RNA, 2858 nt
Organism: Dreissena polymorpha
Lineage: Eukaryota; Metazoa; Mollusca; Bivalvia; Myida; Dreissenidae
Product: collagen alpha-1(V) chain-like
Exons: 8
Coding region: 100-2235 (711 amino acids)
Biological process (GO): positive regulation of transcription by RNA polymerase II
Cellular component (GO): nucleus
Molecular function (GO): transcription coactivator activity
Source: RefSeq, a predicted model, not a curated record
AUUACAAAUAAAAGUUAUUGAGACAAAUCGAUAGAUUAUAAAAAAAUCGUAUUUCGUGCCAGUUUCUUUGUUUAAAGCAGCAGCUGUGAGCAAUAAACAAUGUCUUUAGCGUUUGUACAACGUGAGCAGAAGAGCCAGAAAUCGGCUCCACCGAACCAGGCUAGCAUUCAAAAGAUGCUGGAUGAAAAUACCCAGUUGAUAAAUACCAUCGCUGACUAUCAAAGCAGAGGGCAAGCAGCAGAAUGCUCACAGUACCAGCAAAUGCUGCAUCGGAAUCUGGUAUAUUUGGCCACUCUAGCUGAUGCCAAUCAAAAUGUACAGACUCUGUUACCGGCCCCAAAUCAAGGUGGACCUCCUUCAAACUCUGGAAUGAACCAAAUGAGACCACCAGGUAACAUGCAGGGGCCACCUGGUAACAUGCAGGGACCUGGUACCAUGCAGGGGCCACCUGGUAACAUGCAGGGGCCACCUGGUAACAUGCAGGGGCCACCUGGUAACAUGCAGGGGCCACCUGGAAACAUGCAAGGGCCACCUGGUAACAUGCAGGGGCCACCUGGCAACAUGCAGGGGCCACCUGGUAACAUGCAGGGACCUGUCAACAUGCAGGGACUUGGCAACAUGCCAGGACCAACUGGUAAUAUGCAAGGACCUGGCAACAUGCAGGGACAAACUGGCAAUGUGCAGGGACCCAGCAAUAUGCAAGGACCCUCUGGUAACAUGCAGGGACCCGGCAACAUGCAAGGACACUCUGGUAACAUGCAAGGACCCCCUGGUAACAUGCAAGGCCCCCCUGGAAACAUGCAAGGACCACCUGGCAAUUUGCAGGGGCAAAAUGUCAAUAUGAAGGGACCUCCUGGAAAUAUGCCGGGGCCAUCUGGCAAUAUACAGGGACUGCCUGGAAACAUGCAAGGGUCAUCAAUGGGGCAAGGACCUUCCAUGGGAAACCAAGGGUCUAUGGGAAAUCAAGGACAAAUGGGAAACCAACAAGUAACUAUGGGUAAUCAAGGCCCUAUGGUUAACCAAAGUCUGGCAGGAAAUCAGGGACCAAUGGGACACCAAGUACAAAUGGGUAACCAAGGAUCUAUGGGAAACCAAGGUCCAACAGGAAAUCAAGUAUCCAUGGGAAAUCAAGGAACCACAAGUUCAAUGGGAAAUCAAAUGCCAGUUGGUAGCCAGGGUCAGAUGGGAGGUCAGCAGCCCUACAGUCAGCAGUCAGGUAGCCAGAAUUACCAGCAGCAUGGCCAAGCAAUGAUGCCAUCAAGUCAAGGGUCAAUGUCACAGAGUCAACAAGGCAUGAUGGGCCAGGGUCCGGGGAAUCAACAGAAUAGCCAGGCAAUGAUGGCACAGGGCAACCAACCUCAGAAUCAGAACAGUCAGUCAGGCAUGACACAAAGUCAGCCACCAAUGUCAUCACAAAAUCAGCAAGCACAAAAUCAGCCAAUGAUGUCACAAAAUCAGUCAAUGAUGUCACAAAAUCAGCCAAUGAUGUCACAGAGCCAACCAGUGAUGUCACAGAAUCAGUCAAUGAUGUCACAAAAUCAGCCUAUGGUGCCACAAAAUCAACCAAUGAUGCCACAGAAUCAAUCUAUGAUGUCGCAAAAUCAACCAAUUAUGUCUCAGAACUCUCAGAUGAUGUCCCCUGGCCGCUCAAUGCCACAAACUCCCCAGAUGAUCCCUGUGGCAACUGGAGGCAGUCAGAUGAUGAGCUCUAGCCAGAUGAGACCACCUGGUCCAGGAAUGUUCAAAAGACCCCAGAUGCAAGGGAACCAGCCAUAUGCAGGUGGUAACUAUAGUAACCAGGGUCAGUACAGCAGUCAAGGUCAGUAUGGAGGCCAGCCUGGGUAUCAAGGCCAAGGUUACAACCAGCAGUAUGGUGGAUACCCAGCCAACCAGCCUCGAUAUGGGGGAUUCAACAGACCACCAAUGCAAGGUGGGCUGCAAGGAGCUAGCCAAAUGGGGCACCAGGGUCCAAUGGGAGGACCGAUGUCCGGACCACAGGGACCCAUGGGGGGACAGCAGGGUCAAAUGAUGUCGCAGAUGCCCCAACAAGGAAUGAUGGGUAACUCAAUGCAAGGUCAAGGACCGAUGCCAGGCCAGGUGCCCAAUCAGGGGUCAAUGCAAGGUCAAAUGUCAAACCAGGGAUCCAUGGCCAGCCAGAUGCCAAAUCAAGGGUCAAUGCAAGGUCAAAUGUCUGGGCAAGGACAAAUGGGUGGCCCUACAAGUUCUGGAAAUUGACAUAUUUUGUCUUACGAAAAUAACUAGCUUAGAUUGACAACCUUGUUAAGGGUGCUAUAUAUGUUGACAUAUGACUUUAUUUGUGCAUAAUAUGGACAUGUACUAAAAAUAAGUGUUACAGAUCAAGAGUCAAUAAAUGAUUUCCAGCUAACAAUAAAGCUCGAGAAAAAAUACUUUGUCAAACAUGUUUCUUUUUCACUUGCCACUGUGUAGUAUUUGUGUAAAAUUACUAACUGAUAUAGAUAUAUUCUUUGUACCUUUUCUAUAUUGUUGAAUGUUAUUGGACUGAUGAUGAUAUCAUCUUUGUACCAUUUCUACAAUGUUCUACAAUGUUAUUUUACCCAAAUGUGUUUGAUGUGUGCUUUAGUCUCUUUAUGUUAACUUUGAUCAAGUAAACUAGUAAUCCGUGUUCAAUUUCCAUGUCGAAUUUGCAACAGUAUUUCUUUCACUUUAAGUAUGUUAUUGUUGAAAUUAAUUUGUUUAAAUAUCUUUUUAAAACUGGUAUAAACAAUUUGUUAUUGUAAUUUGGUGUUGUAAUCUGUCCAUGCAGUUUGGUCAAAUAUAUUGUACUAAUUAUUCUCUUCUUGUCUGGCAUCAGCAGAAAAUAAAAAAAAAGACACACA